CAAAAUUAACAAUGAUUAGUGCCCUGAUUUCCGUUGGAAGUGGUUACCUUUAACCUAGACUGCUUAAAGUUUAUAAGUGGUUCUCAGAUAGUAUUAAUAGUGAUUUUUUUAAGCAAUACUUAACUACCUAUUUAUCUUUGUAAUAUGGAAGUAAUUUAAAACAACACAUAGAAUUAUUCUGCUGGUCAGUGCUCAUGAAAUGAAUGGAAUGUGAAGAAUUUCAGUGCUAUUUUUGAUUUGUGUAUUUCAAAUAUUUAAAUUUCUCACUACAAACUGUGAAGGCACAAAAGGAAAAGCCACCUGGUGUGUAAACGUAUUGCUUGCAUUAUGUGAUAUAACUUUUGAAACUACAUCGAAAAUAAAAACUUGAGAACAAUGAUGUUGAAUGGGUAUAACCAUCAUUACCAUAAUAGUGUUUCAGGGUUUAGUCCACCAGGGAAAGAAAAAUACCAACCUAAUACUAACAUUAAAACACAUAGUCUCAGUGAUGUUUAUACUGUUGUCGAGGAUAUAGGAAGAGGAAAAUUUGCUGUAGUGAGAAAACUAGUGCACAUAGAAACAAAACAAACAGUUGCUGCAAAGUACAUUAAGAAACGUCGACGUGGUAAAACAUGUCGAGAGGAAAUACUACGGGAAGUUGUGAUGUUAGAAAAUGCCAUAUCACAUCCAAGACUGGUACAGUUAUUGGAGGUGUUUGAAACACCGACAGAACUUAUUUUAAUUACAGAAUACUGCUCUGGCGGAGAAUUGUUUCAUGAAUGUGUUACAGAAGAAUCCUUUGAAGAAAGAGAUGUUGUCAAGAUUAUGAAACAGAUUUUAGAAGGACUUGACUAUCUUCAUCAAAGAAACAUAGUACAUUUAGAUAUAAAGCCACAGAAUAUAUUACUGACGCAUCCCUUUCCUAAGGGUGAUAUAAAAUUAUGUGACUUGGGAUUUGCUUGUCUCGUGAACACAGGAGAAGAUAUCAGGGAUAUUAUAGGAACAGUUGACUAUGUUGCACCUGAAGUUUUAGAUUACGAACCUCUUGGUCUUCAUACAGAUAUGUGGAGUUUAGGUGUUUUAGCCUAUGUAAUGUUAACAGCUCAUUCACCGUUUGCUGACGACAACCAACAAAAGACGUUCCUUAAUAUAUCUCAAGUUAAUUUAGAAUUCCCAGAAAGCCUGUUUUCUCAUCUCAGCUCUGCAUCUCAGGAUUUUAUAUGUAAACUUUUAGUUAAGCAUCCAAAAAAUAGAAUGAAUACCAAACAGUGUUUAGAGCAUCCUUGGAUAAGUGGAAUUGUCUCUCCUGAAACAUUGCUCGGUAAUAGUGAAACUUGUAAAAACAGUGAAGAAAACAUGAUUGAAAGUUGUGAUGAACUAGAGGAAAAGUCGGAUGUCAUUGCAGAAAAAGAAAUACCUGUUGAAAUUGUCAAAAAAUGUUCUGAAUCCAGUAACAGUUUACCAAGUGAACAUAAAGACUUAAAUCUAGUGUUAGAAGAACCAGAAAACAUUGAUAGAGAGGAUAGCAUCCCAAGUAAAGUAUUAAAGUGCAAUUCUAAUUCAAAUAUUCUUGAUGAAUGUGAGAAGACAAAAGGUACUGAAAACAUGACAUGUUCUGAGAAUGAAUGUAUGAAGGACAGUUACAAGAUGGAUGAUGUCAACAGUAAUUUAUCUACGCAAGCUGUAGUAUAAUGUCUUGAUUGACAAAUAUAGACCCCAAAACUAACCCAAAGACUUACCACAUAUCUGUUUAAACAUAUCAUAUUUAAUACAAUAUAUUCCUAAUUUUGAAAUUAUUAUUAGUGUUUUUCUUCGACGUAAUUUUUAUUGAAAGAAAACUGCUUAUUAUCACACACACAAAAAGAUUAAGAUCAAAGUUUCUACUGGUUUAUAUGUCCAUUUGAGACGUUGUCAUUCAAGUAUAAGAAAUCAAAAUCCAAAUUUUUAGUUACAACUUUUUUACUUGUAAGUUGUGUAAAGUUGCAUUUUGAACUAUUGUUUGUUUUACAUGUAUUUUCACUAAUUAUGAUAUUGAAGAUCUGAAUGAUUGACAUGAUGCUAGGUUCUCAAACUAAAUUUGAAGAAAUAGUUUUACUUUUUAGGUGUAACACAUUUAAAAAAAAAUACCAUUUUUGACCUGUCUAGAAACAAAAUUCUGUCUCAUAGUUGGAAAAGUCAGGUACAAAAAAUAAGGAUUUCCAUGUAUUUUAAAGAUUUCCUUUUUUUUCUUUUUCCAGACAUUAAUGAAGAAACUUGAAAACACAAGUAUUGUUUUUGUGAUUUAGUAUCCAUAACUUCAACAAUAUUACUUCUAUUUCAGAGUAAAAAAUAGUAUAUGUAACAUUAUGAAAAUAACAGAACUGUUAUUUUAUUAUUUUAUUAUUAGUAUUGUUCUAUGCACAUGAAUGCAAAUAAUAAAUAGAUACUCCUGUAAUAUCUCAAUAGAUGGUACUACCAGUCCUACAACAUAUUUAUGCUUGCUUUCUAGAUAUUUUCAUACUAUUUGCAGUUGCUACCAGCUCCAGCUUUUUAUAUGAUUUUAAAAACAAUACGGGCAGUGCCAUAUGAUAUCUUUUUUUUCUGUAAGGCAUAUUUACAAAGAAUUGUUGUAGUCUGAUGUACAAAGGGUUGAUAUCUAAUUUUCAAAUACAUCAUUUGUAUAAAAUAUAAUACUGUAACUUGUAUGCUUUUUUAUGAAAGGGUUGUAGAAAAAACUUCAUUCAAAGUGCUAGAAGGAAAUUCAAACAUAUGAUUAAUAGAUACAUACAUACAUAUGUCAAGAAAAAAAUGUCUGCAUGUAUGUCUUCUUUUUCUUCCUUAAAACCUGGUAGGAACUGUCAUGAGCCAUCUGAAUGUUUUACUGCUAGUGUUUACUUUAAAAUAAUAGUUGUUUUUUUUCACUUUUAAUCAGUGGUAAAAUUUUUGAUUAAAGACCAAACAUGAAUUAGUGUUCUCAGAGAAAAACAUAUUCAUGGAUGAUACACUGAAUUGUUUUUUAUGCCAGUACAUAUAUUAUUUCAAGCUCUCUAAAUCUGUUGUAUGAAAAUGAAAUAAGGGAAAUUAUUAUUCCUAAUGGGGAACCCUGCAGCAAAUUUAAUGAAUUAUUGGAGUGAAAAACACGAACAUCAUAAAUUUUUGUGAUUUACUAACUCAAGUUCAAAAUAAUCUGGAAAAUAUAAAACAAAGAUGUCAUAGAUUUGUCAUAUAUAAUCAUAAAUUGUCAUUUUAUGCAAUUUUUUUUAAACAAUUAUACAUAUAAUGAAUAGCACUGCUUAAAAGGCUAUUUGAAUCACAUAAAGUCUUUAAAUAAGGUUUUUUGAAUGUGUAGCAACAUUUUUUUGAUGAGUUUACUGUUUUCAACCUCAAUUGCACAAACUUUUAUGACCAAUACUAACUUUAUAUAAAAUUAAAUAAAUAUGUUAUUGUUAAUGUUUACUGACAGGUAAUUGUUUCCGUAUUAUCAAUAUGAUGAUAUUUGAUACAUUGAUAUUUGAUGCAUUGAUAUUUGAUACAUUGAUAUAUAGUCUUUGAAUUUCAAAAUAGAAGGACAAAAAAUCAGCUUUGUUAUACAUGUAUCUGUUUCUUUAAUUGAUAAAAAGCAUCUUUAUAAAAUUUGAAUUUAAAUAUGAUGCCUUAUAAUAAAGCCAAGUACAGAAAUGUAUAUUCAUUAUA
Molecule: messenger RNA, 3651 nt
Organism: Mytilus californianus (California mussel)
Lineage: Eukaryota; Metazoa; Mollusca; Bivalvia; Mytilida; Mytilidae
Product: serine/threonine-protein kinase 17B-like
Exons: 7
Coding region: 376-1671 (431 amino acids)
Biological process (GO): protein phosphorylation; intracellular signal transduction; positive regulation of apoptotic process
Cellular component (GO): nucleus
Molecular function (GO): protein serine/threonine kinase activity; ATP binding
Source: RefSeq, a predicted model, not a curated record